Anopheles moucheti is the source of this 2732-nucleotide messenger RNA. RefSeq lists its product as uncharacterized. The record is from RefSeq and is a predicted model, not a curated record. Gene Ontology annotation, molecular function: zinc ion binding. The transcript has 2 exons. Bases 210 to 1742 code for a protein of 510 amino acids. NCBI's taxonomy places the organism in Eukaryota, Metazoa, Arthropoda, Insecta, Diptera, Culicidae. Gene Ontology annotation, cellular component: nucleus.
CGUAGAAGAAGCGCGGCUUUUAUUUUGCUCAGCAUUUUUCAAUAAGCGCUACAAACACUGCACCGUUGCAUCGUUUCUGGUGAUAAGGUGGUAUUCGAACCGGAAAAGGUGUUAUUGUGCCGUGCGGUUUGUUGUGUGCCGUGGUUUAUUCGCUGGUGUAUUCCUUCCUCCCACGAAUUGCGUUUGUUUACGAACGCGUCUGUUUGUAGAUGCACAUUCGCUACAAAACCGCAAAACUCAAUAUGUAUAACAAUUCGAACGGUAGCGUCGAGCAUGCAGACUCCAGCAAAGAGGACGCUGGCCGGUCGGAGAAAAAAGGCGACGCGAUAAAGGAUGAUAAAACGCAACAUGCCGAUGGCAAAGAGAGCUUCAUCGAGGAAGUUGUGCAGGAGGAAGAGGAGGAAGAAGAAAUGGAGACAUUAGAACAGAUUCAAAGUGACGCCGCGGAGGUGGAAGAAGUAUUUACAGAAACGUUGGAAAAGGAUGACGGUGAGGAGGCGGAAGUGCUGGAAGAUGCGGAACCCUCGGAAGAAGCUACCGAUGGGAAUGCGUCGAAAGACAAACGGACCGAGCAAGAUCUGUCGGAGGCGGAUGAUAAAAAGAUCACUAUCGAAAUCCUGAAACCGGAGGACGUGAAAAAGGAAGCGGCAGCGAACGUGUCGCGCGAGGAAAAACCCGCCAUCGAGCUGGAAAUGUGUCGGGUGUGUAUGGGCACGGACGAGCUGUCCGAUAUAUUCCAGCUUGAAGGCCCGGUACGUGUGAGCGAUAUCAUCAUGAAGGUGUGCACCAACAUUCGCAUAACGGCGCGCGAUCAUUUGCCACACAAAAUAUGCGAACGGUGCCUCGGACAGGUGCGCAUCGUGCACGAGUUCAAGAAUCGUUGCGAAGCGUCGGACAAAGAGCUGCGGAAAAAUUUGAAGCGCAGCGCGAACAAAAGCCGCCGUCAGAGUGAUUUCAUCGUGGUAAACUGCCCAAUGUCGGACUCGGACAAGGACGACGACGAGCCGGUGGAUGAUGACGAGUAUAAGGUGUCGCAGUCGGAGGUGGAAUCGGAACCGGCCACCUCAGACGAUAGCUUCUCGCCACCGAACAAGCGGAAACGUACGCCCAAAAGAAGGGGACGCAUUCCGGGCACUGGUCGAAGGGGUAGACCGGGUCGCAAACCGAAGAACAUGGCCACCAGCACCCCGGCGGUAGCGACGUUCCCACCGAAGCGUCGUCCGGGUAGGCCGCCAAAGUAUCCGAAAACUUCUAGCCUGUCCAACAUCGUGUACAUAGAAGCACCGGAAGAUAGUUCCAGCUCGGGCGAGGAGGAGGAGGUAAAGCGCAAGCGGAGGAAGCGCGGAGACAACCCGUGUCCGAAGUGUGACGAGGUACUGCCCAGUCAGCUUGCGCUGAAACAGCACCUAAAAACGCAUCCCGGCGAUCGGUUCGAUUGCGAUCGUUGUGCACUGUUCUUCCGCACGGAACGGGCUCUUACGAAUCACGUCGAGCGGCAUAAAAAGGCGGAUCGGAUUCGCGAGGAAAAGCGUCAGGAGCGCGAACAGCGCAUCGAGCAGCGUUCCCAGUACACGCCCAAAUCAUCGGAUCCGGAUAAGACGAAGCUGAAUACACCGCAAGGUUCGUCGACGGUGGAAAGGAAGAGAAAGUCGGACACAUCCGCAGUCAGCAGCGGGAGGGAUCUGUUCAAGUGCGUAGCACCGCUGACGUCCACCUAUUGGAGCGAUAGUUUCUCCGAUUAAAAUGUUCCCAGAAUCGUUGAACCGCUGCAUGCAUCAUCAAGUGGGAGAUAUAACAUUUCCUGUAGGACAACGAGUGAGGAUCUUUACAUAGUUUGUAUCAUUUAAUUGUGUGAAGAGUAAAACCAGGAGUAUAUUUUAUAAAAGUUCCGCUGAUAGCACACUAGACACUACCUUCAUUUUAUAGGGAUGGCAAUAGCUAAAAGAGAACGUAGCACAUCUUAUUCGUACUGCAAUAUUUUAUGAUUUAAUAUGUUUCUGUAAUAAUCCAAUUGAAAAACCAAUAUGAUGUGGUUUAUUUUACUUCCUUUAUCAUUAGUAAUUAAAACAAAACGCAUACAAAAUUCAAACAGACGAAUUUUGUCGAUAAUAAUUUGAACUAGUUAAUCGGAGUUAUAAUUAUCGUUUGCCCUUCGACGGGGCCAUUAUCAACCCUUCGAUUGAGCGUAUAAUUUUUGUCAUAUUAUGAUGUAGUUUUUUGUUUUAAAUUCAUGUUUGUGCAAGGAUUGUAUAAAACUAGACGGUUUUAGGGGUGUAACUUUAAGACGAAUAAAUAUCUAGUGAAGUAAGAAGCAAAGGUAAAGAUAGAAGAAACAUCAAAAUUACACAUGAUGCAAAUGAUCAUUCAGAAGGGAAAGUUUGUACUUUAGGCUGCUAAGUGUAAUUAAAAUCGAGAAGAAAAUUAACGAAACUAUUACUUGUUCGGCUUUACUAGUUUGGUUUAGGUAUGUGCUACGUGUGCCCACAAAGCAAAUUCAUUUCAAAUUUGCAGUGUGUAAACAUCACAGUUCAUACGAAUGUUUGAACUAAGCAAACAACACAAUCAAUCAAAAUUAGAACGAUGUUUUGAUUUCAUCAAACGUAAAAAAAAUAAAAACCACACUAGACACACAUUAUCGUCAAACACUUAAGUUUAACUUUAAUCGCAAGUCGGAUGUGCAAGAAGCCAUGUUUCAUUUGAUAUGUAUAAUAAAAAAAAGCUUACAAAACCUA